Molecule: messenger RNA, 1370 nt
Organism: Tachysurus vachellii
Lineage: Eukaryota; Metazoa; Chordata; Actinopteri; Siluriformes; Bagridae
Gene: cfap96
Product: cilia and flagella associated protein 96
Exons: 8
Coding region: 160-1101 (313 amino acids)
Cellular component (GO): centrosome
Source: RefSeq, a predicted model, not a curated record
AGCUCAAGGUGAUGGCUAGCGUUAGCUUACACUCGGUACCAAGGAGACUAACGUACACAAAUACCUCCACAACCACGAAAACACACAUGCAACAACUUCAUCCAGACGACCAACACGUUAUAUAACGUAGUAAACAAGAUUUGCGGCUAUUAAAAAAACAUGCCUGGCGUAAAGUCUGACAUGGAGCGAGUUGGGCUCUUCAAGGAAAUGGGUUACAUCUCUAUAGGAGAUAAAUACAGACCUUUACUUUAUCGUCCAAUUAAUGAAGCUGCAUAUAAAAAUAAACAGAUGUUGAUCAGUGGCUCAAAGAAGAAAUCAGCACUCCAGGCUGGUUACUUUGACACUCGGUUCAAGCGGAUCUUUGAGAAUGAGGCAUUGACGGACCAUCUCAAAAUCCAAAGGCAGUACCAGAUUCAGCAGGCAAAGAAGAACUUAACAAAUGCGUUUUUACCUAGCAGUGGGGAAAAGAAAUCCUCAGGUAUUGGCAGCUACUAUGGAACAAUCGGGGGUCCUGUAAAGGCUAUGAGUCCCCUGGAGAUUCCCAAGAAGGCAUACAAAUCUCCAGGCAAGAACAUAUACACCAGUCCAGCUAAGAAAGGAAGUGGAUAUGGCUUUCCAGAUGUUACACUGUCUAAAUUGGAAUUGUAUUCUUCUGACCCUUAUGACCAAGUGAAAGCGCUACUAAAGCGUGAAAUGGCAGAUCACAGGUCUAAGAUGAAAGGGGGGCCAUUUCGUUUGAACCAUCAUACACAGGAAUGUUUUGAUAGCAAUCCUUACAAGCUUAAGAAACCUCAGCCACUUUCAAACAUGCCAGAGGAAAAAAAAACGCACUUUGCUGUGCCUUUCAAACCAUCAUCUCCCAGCAAAAGGACUGGAGGAAUGAAAGCAGGAACAUUCGAUCCUUACCCGUCCCAUUCCACAGACCCCUACAUCAUUAAGAAGUCCAAGUCAGAUUCUGUAAGUGCAAAUAAGGGUUUGAAAAUCUUCUACCCAUCACCUGGCCCAAAAAGCACUCCAGUGAAGAGCAUUAUCUCUCUCAAUGUGAACAGGUUUGUGAACUCCACCAACUACAAUCAAGUCCCGUCUGUAAUGGCUCAUUAAGUGGCAAUGACAGACAUAAGCCAUUUAAUGACAUUAUUGGUAUCUGAAUAUAAUUUCUGUUUCUGGAAAAAUACUAAUGCACAUAUAAUUUCAUUAAUGCCAGACUAGAAUGCUUUUGUAGCUGCGGAUGCAAAAAAAUCUGUCAACUUGUCUUCAGUACCUGUCAUCUUGUCUUCUCAUCAUGAUUAUAUUCUGAAGUAUGUUGUCAGUUUAAAAGAGGGUGCAACAAAGCAGGGCAAGGCAACCGAUCUCACUGCGGUCCGAUUGCA